GCAGCCUGGCGGGGUCAUUCCCAACUGGAGGCCUGACGCAUGGCUGUGUGGGGCCCGGCUGGCCGCCUUGGCCUGCGCGGGCGCCUAGGCGGCGCCCGGCUGUUGUGUCCCCGUUUCCAGAGCCGCGGCCCCCAGGGCGUGGAAGACGGGGACAGGCCCCAGCCUUCCUUGAAGACACCCAAGAUCCCCAAGAUUUACACCAAAACAGGAGACAAAGGAUUUUCUAGCACCUUCACUGGAGAAAGAAGAGCCAAAGAUGACCAAGUGUUUGAAGCCUUGGGGACGACUGAUGAAUUAAGUUCAGCCAUUGGGCUCGCUCUGGAAUUUAUCACAGAAAAGGGUCACCCUUUUGCUGAAGAGCUUCAGAAAAUCCAGUGCUCGCUGCAGGACAUCGGCUCCGCCCUGGCCACGCCCCGCUCCUCGGCCCGGGAGGCUCACCUAAAACACACGGCAUUCCAGGCCGGCCCUGUCCUGGAGCUGGAGCAGUGGAUCGACAAGUACUCCCGCCAGCUCCCCGCUCUCACUGCGUUUAUUCUGCCCGUAGGUAUGGGGUCGCCGCGCAUGUUCUGUGGUGUGAUGUGUGUUUCCUCCCUUUCCAGCGUGGUGCCGCUUGUCCAGAUGGGCGAGACAGAUGCAAAUGUUGCCAAGUUCUUAAACAGACUCAGCGACUAUCUCUUCACAUUAGCCAGAUACGCAGCCAUGAAGGAGGGGAAUCAAGAAAAAAUAUACAAGAAAAAUGACCCGUCCAGCCAAGCCUGAGGCACGGGGAAAUAUUGGAAAAGGAAGGAGCGCUUCGUCCGCCCCUCCUUGGCGAUGAUGGUGGAGAGACGUUUGCCCUGCACGUCCCGGCAUCCGGAGGUCUCCCCCACGGGGGCUGGGCACUGGUCUCCUGCCUGGACGGCUCUCUGGCCUGCCGCUUCCCUCCAGAGCUGCGGCUCUUUCAGAAUUUGGCCCUGCUCCCCUGGGUCCUCCUGGGUCUCAGAGGAAGUGGGAGUGAACUUGGCAUUGCACGAGUGAGGUGAGGUGGUCGCUGUGCUGAGGCGCCACAGAAAAAAAUAAAAGUAGAAAGACU
Messenger RNA from Condylura cristata (star-nosed mole), 1072 nucleotides. RefSeq names its product methylmalonic aciduria (cobalamin deficiency) cblB type (gene MMAB). Lineage: Eukaryota; Metazoa; Chordata; Mammalia; Eulipotyphla; Talpidae. Bases 40 to 759 code for a protein of 239 amino acids. The transcript has 8 exons. Gene Ontology annotation, molecular function: corrinoid adenosyltransferase activity. The record is from RefSeq and is a predicted model, not a curated record.